Messenger RNA from Mya arenaria, 606 nucleotides. RefSeq lists its product as uncharacterized. The record is from RefSeq and is a predicted model, not a curated record. NCBI's taxonomy places the organism in Eukaryota, Metazoa, Mollusca, Bivalvia, Myida, Myidae. The annotation marks the transcript as partial. The transcript has 2 exons.
GCUACUACUACUACUACUACUACUACUACUACUACUACUACUGCUACUACUACUACUACUACUACUACUACUACUACUUCUACUACUACUACUUCUACUACUACUACUACUACUACCACUACUACUAGUACUACUACUACUACUACUACUACUACUACUACUACUACUACUACUACUACUACUACUACUACUACUACUACUACUACUACUACUACUACUACUACUACUACUACUACUACUACUACUACUACUACUACUACUACUACUACUACUACUACUACUACUACUACUACUACUACUACUACUACUACUACUGCUGCUGCUGCUGCUGCUGCUGCUGCUACUACUACUACUACUACUACUACUACUUCUACUACUUCUACUACUACUACUACUACUACUACUACUACUACUACUACUACUACUACUACUACUACUACUGCUACUACUACUACUACUGCUGCUGCUACUACUACUACUACUACUACUACUACUACUACUACUACUACUACUACUACUACUACUACUACUACUACUACUACUACUACUACUACUACUACUACUACUACUACUACUACUACUACUACUUCAACUACUACUACUACU